Molecule: messenger RNA, 201 nt
Organism: Strongylus vulgaris
Lineage: Eukaryota; Metazoa; Nematoda; Chromadorea; Rhabditida; Strongylidae
Source: the annotation of a GenBank genome assembly
GCGAUGGAACCGAGCUCGUCCGACAUUUCCUCAUCGAACCAUCACCGAAAGGACCCGUUUUCGGCUCUUUGUCCGCCCUGGUGUAUCAGCAUUCGAUCACACCACUAGCAUUGCCCACAAAAUUACUACUUCCCGACUAUGAUCCGGCCACCACGCCUGAGCAUGUCUCGGCAACCCAGGCGCUUCUGGAGCAAGGAGCAG